GCCCUUUACCCUCUGCCUUUUCUUUCUCCUCUCUCUGAUAGGGGCACAUAUUCGUUGUCGGUGCGGAUAUUACUGAGGCCACCACAACACCAGCCCAUCACCAUCGUGAUCAUGGGCCACAUUCCUUUGGCUAACUAGUUAUCUUGCCUGCGCCGCUCCUUUCCGAUUCUUUUGCUACCUAGGCAGUCAUUCUACGAGCUUGAUUGACUCCGUCUGUACGGCCCCAACAACGCCAUAGCCCGCCAAAGCCACUCGUUCCCAGUCAGUCUGCUGGCGCGGACGAUCUGACUCGUUGUUUUCAUUUGGCCAUCCUUUCGCUUUCCCACGCCUGCUUAGUUUACCCCUCGCCUCAGCACUUGUGGUGGCGAUGAAGUUUUCGCUUGCGCUCGCUGUUGCCGCCAUGGGCCCGUCGCUGUCUACUUGCAGGUGUAUUCGCAGGACGUCUUCCUCUGGCUCUUCGAACGCAGUGUCGCCGGUGGCCGCAGUGUCGAGUGCCCAGUCCAGGCAGGCUGAGACACAAACGAGGGCGCCUCUGGCGACCUGGAUCUGGAACACGACCUUCAUCACCGAUGCCGCCGAGACGUCACAGUUCUUCACAUUUGCCCAAGAACAAGGCCUGCAGAGGGCAUACCUGCACGUUGACGCCGACAUAGACAACUCGCACUUUGGGAACUUCAUCCAACAGUGCACGGCCAGCGGGAUAGUGGUCGAGGCACUCAUGGGAAACGCCCAGUGGAUCCUGGGGGGUGGUACACCCAGCCUGCAGUCCAACCUGAAGUGGAUCGACCAGUACCAGGGCAACGCCUCUGCCAACGCCAGAUUCUCGGGCAUCCACAUGGACAUUGAGUUGUGGGCCUUGAGCGAUUGGCAGUCAAUGCUCGGCACGUACAUCCCCGCGUGGGAGAGCAUUGUCACGGGCGUCGCCUCCUUUGCCAAGUCGCACGGUAUCGCCGUCGCGGCGGAUCUACCCUUCUGGGCUUACACCAUGUCUGACCCCAGCACGGGAGAGGCGAUGGACUCGUGGAUGCUGAGCGCACUGGACUCGGUCACCUUCAUGACCUACCGCAACUCGGUCCAGGAGCUAUUCGAUGUGGCAGAGAAGCCGCUCGCCGCCGCCGACGCCGCCGGGAAGCAGGUCUACGUGGCGGUCGAGACGGUGGCCAGCGCCGAGGCACAGGUCAGCUUCAAGGGGCUGGCAACCGUGACAUCGCUUUCCGACAAACUGCAGUCCAUCACGAUUGAGUGCUCCAACCACACAAGUUUUGCAGGAAUUGCCGUCCAUGAUUAUAAGGGAUGGCUGGCUUUGGGCUAGCGACGGCAGAUAUUACCCAACAUUUUUUUUCAAUUAUAUCCGAGGCAGAGUGUUGUCGGCUCCUCGGCGAGCUAGAAACCAUGUUCUGCCCCGGGAUCUUCAAUUCUAUCUUAACCCAACAGGUGCAGUGGGGCUUGGAUCAGAGAUCCUCAUUGUGGCUCGCAGGGUCACUACCUUGCAACACUAUCAGUCUCUCGAAUUUUCAAAGAUGCGGCAUCUCCCGCAUAUCACACGAGAAAUCUGGAGGCUGUCUGCCCGAACUCAUCGAGAUAUAUGUUUACUGUCUCCAAAACCUGUAAACGCCAUUCUUCACCAUGGGCCUGACAUCCUCCUCUCUACCUAGUUGUUGACCCAGAACAUUGAAAAGGUACAAUUCGACUACGCCCAGGGCUAUAUACGUACACCCAAGAUCUUUGACAAACCCCAGGUGCCAUUGACUGGUCUCAUUUCUAUUCCACAUACGUCCGAAGCCGCACACGGCGCCUUCAUACAAUGGUAAAUACUCACAGACGAGACCUAGCAUUUAAAAAUUUUACUGGCUGGUUUCGCUUCUAUGUAUUUAUCGAGUUAGCUGUCUUAUAAGCAGCUGAUUGUUUCAUGAGCAGCUUGAGCACCAAGAUAUAUGGCUCCCCGAGGGUCGCUACCAAUAUGACCCGAGAGUCUCUUCCGUCCUCAAAACUGAAACACUCACGCACUCCAAUUGAACUACUCUUUCCUCGUACACGUCAGCAUGGGAAAAGGCAGUGAUGCGGACAGAUGUAUAUAAACGUGCAAAGCGUCGGAGGCUUGCCGGGGGGAUGAAAAAAGGGCUCAUAGUCAGCCAUUCUCGGCGCGCACGCUUGAUGGAUGCGGACGACACAACCACUCCUGGGCGCGGGCAUGCAUGUGCUGCUUCGUCCUCUGAAGCGAUCCGAGCAGCGUUGCACGCGGCACCUGCCGUCAACAUUGAAUGAUUCACCUAGUCAGCCCUGAAUA
This is a messenger RNA of Diaporthe batatas, 2287 nucleotides long. RefSeq lists its product as uncharacterized. The transcript has 2 exons. NCBI's taxonomy places the organism in Eukaryota, Fungi, Ascomycota, Sordariomycetes, Diaporthales, Diaporthaceae. The record is from RefSeq and is a predicted model, not a curated record. Bases 368 to 1312 code for a protein of 314 amino acids.